AAAUAAAGACUUAUUAAGGACUGGUUUGAAAAUGUUUUGUUCAAAAUGUGGUAGAGAGGCAAAAGUAAAAUCGAAUUUUUGUUCGAAUUGUGGAACAGAGCUUUGUGGAAAUUCUGAGGAAGGACCAAGUACUAGUGUUGGAAAGACAACUUUAGAUUAUAGUACGCAAGGUGUACCUAAAGGUCUACACCCCACUGGUAGAAAUAUAAAGUCAUUUGCUGACUAUAGAAAGGCAAAAGGGAAACAGUGGAAAAAAUCUGUCUCAACAAAAAAUCCUGAUGAAGACAAACCUAACACUAAAUCAAAAGAGCGAGAUGUGUGCAUUAACAUUGGUCUAUUAGAAUGGAAUAGCAAGGACAAUGUUCUCAAACCAAAAAGGGGUAAGAAGUUGGUGCUGCGAGUAUCCAACAAGGCAAACUAUAAAACAGUCUGUAGUAAAGCUAUAUUAAAGUGGAAAGCUUUUUAUUCCCACUUGUACUCUGAAAGUGAUGAGUAUGUCAUGCUAUAUGAGAAUGGAGAAGAAGCCAUUUUUUUGCCUGGUUCUGCAAAAGAAUUCUUUUCCCUAGAAAGAUAUCAACAAGAAUUAGGUAAAGAUUAUAAUAGGAUUACUUUAUUCCUGUGCACAUCUUUGGAUUACAACAUUUCUAAAGGCUUGAAUGACAGUGACGAAGACAAUGCUAUUUUCAAUUGUGAUAUGCCUGGUGUUUUAAGUGCUAAGUCUGAAUCUCCUGAUUUCCAGCCAAAUGCAAAAUUCCCAAAACUUGAUAGUAAUACGGAACAAAAUGACAAAGAGAACAAUGAGCUGCAAAUAGAGAACGAUGAGAGAUUAGCAAUUCAGCUCCAGCAAAGGUUUGAAGAUGAAUUGGAAGAUGACAAGAACAAUGAGGCAAGUAGCAUACCUAUAGUCCAUGUAGAGGAUUGCAAAGAAGAUGGGAUAGACCAUACCAUACAUGUAGUUCAUGAAAUAGAUAAAUGUGAUGAAACGAAAGAAGAAUUUACUAACGAAGCAUCAGUCAUACAACAUCUAGAAAAGCAUACUGAUAACGAGAACCAAUUCUUCCUUGUCAUAAGAAGAAAAGUACCUUUCCAUAGAGCGCUUCUCUUAUGGCAACGUGAGGCAAAGAAAUCAUCCCCUAUGCGGAAACUCACAGUCAAAUAUAUUGGCGAAGAUGGUAUUGAUACAGGGGCACUUGCUAGGGAGUUUCUUACUGACGCCAUUGAUAAUAUGCGCUCUAUUAUGUUUCCUAAUGGAUGCCCUUUCGACUCCACAUACCAUAUCCAGAAUGGAAAUUUCCGUACAUGUGGCCAGAUAGCUGCUGUAAGUCUGGCACAGGGUGGUCCUAGUCCAUCUCUUUUUGACGAAUGUGUUUAUGAAACACUUGUCAAUCCAGAUAUUGAUAUGAUGAAACUUAGCACUGACAAACACCUUGCAAAGAGUGAGAAGGUACUGAUAGAAGGCAUUAUAAGUGAUGUGAAGGGAAACGAGACCACAAUAAUGGACAAUGGUUACACCGGUUUAAUCAAUGAUGCACAUGUUGAUGAAAUAGUUAAGUCUAUUGUUAUUAACCUUAUUAACAAGAGAAUCUUGUACCUAAAUGAGUUUUUGCAAGGCUUAUCAUUAUAUGGAUUUGAUAAAAUUCUCAGGAAAGCUCCAGACAAAGUCAAGUCCUUAUUUGUUCAAGGAUCUACCCAAGAUGACAUUGACGCAAAUUAUCUUUUUUCCUGCAUGGAGCCAGUAUAUUCGGAAGAAGGCACCAGCAGAAGAGUACAAGAGGAAAAGGUUGUUGAUAAUUUCCAGGAUUUUCUUAUGAGCAUUGAAGAUACAGAGGUUACUGGGUAUUCAGCACCUGUUGCAUGGAAUUACCAAGAUAAAGAUGAAGAGCAGGUAAUUUCUGAUGUUUUACCUGAAGAAAGAUUUGAAACAGCAGAGGUGAAUGUGCCUGGGGUUAUGAAAUGGCUCACUGGCCAAAAGCACAAGCCUUUAAGUGGCAAGAAGUUGGUGAUUAGCGUUUUGUUUGAUCAUGACUGUCAAUCAAGGGACCCAAAGCAUACUAUCUGCUAUCCAUUAAUUGGGGCCUGCGGAAUGCAGAUUACAUUUCCCAUUGCCCAUAUGGUGGAUGCAGCAGAAUUUCAUAAAAAUUUAUUAAUAGCUUACUCAAAAGGUCAGGCAUUCGGUAAGCCAUGAACAUGCAUUAGAUUUUUCCGUAUAAUAAUGGGGCUGUUGUUAUUGUUGUUGGGUUAACAUGCAUCUUUGGGCCAGUUGUAUCACAGUUAUACAAAAACUGGAUAGCACUAUUCACCACAUAGGAUUUUUUAGUGUUCUAAAUAUGCUUGAAAGCGCUAAAGCCACAAAUUUGGAGCUAACAACUGCUAAAGAGUACCUGCAAUUUAAGAAUGCUAAGGUUUAAGCCAUUACGCUGAACGACCAUAGGCAGCCCAGAAAUCUGUUUAUACUCAGUCUUCGACUGCAUUGUUUACGCGCGCGGUCAGCUUGUCUGUACUAACUACUGUCUGUACUUAUAUAUUGAUAUAUAAUACAGUAAUCAGUAGACAGAAGAAGCCUGUACUAACUACUGUAUUAUAUAUUGAUAUAUAAUACAGUAAUCAGUACAGACAGUAGAAGCUGACUGCGCGCGUAAACAAUGCAGUCGAAGACUGAGUAUAAACAGAUAUCUGGGCUGCCUAUAGAACGACAGGCAAUUUUUAAGCAUUAAAAAAAUACUAUAUAGUAGGUAACGUUA
Molecule: messenger RNA, 2741 nt
Organism: Dendronephthya gigantea
Lineage: Eukaryota; Metazoa; Cnidaria; Anthozoa; Malacalcyonacea; Nephtheidae
Exons: 2
Coding region: 32-2185 (717 amino acids)
Molecular function (GO): ubiquitin-protein transferase activity
Source: RefSeq, a predicted model, not a curated record